Molecule: messenger RNA, 2741 nt
Organism: Episyrphus balteatus (marmalade hoverfly)
Lineage: Eukaryota; Metazoa; Arthropoda; Insecta; Diptera; Syrphidae
Gene: DAT
Product: sodium-dependent dopamine transporter
Exons: 10
Coding region: 354-2177 (607 amino acids)
Biological process (GO): sodium ion transmembrane transport; dopamine uptake involved in synaptic transmission
Cellular component (GO): neuronal cell body membrane; neuron projection; presynaptic membrane
Molecular function (GO): dopamine:sodium symporter activity
Source: RefSeq, a predicted model, not a curated record
UUGAUAAGAUCUUUGGACUUUGAAAAGGACUAAAAAAAAAUUUAUUUUCCAUCAAAAGGAGUAGAACAGUGAAAUUGUAGUUGACAAAAAUGUCUGUUGGCUGAAUAAAAAACUUGUUAAAUUAGAAUUUUUUUGAGACAAGUAGAAACAAAAAAUAUCUUAAGUUAUGAAAAGUGAUUAACCUUUAAAGUAUAGAUAAGUGAGUGUGUGGCAAUUUAAGAGUGGGUUAAUUAAAAGUGGUCGUGCGCUGGAUGAAAUUCGAAAAUUAUGUCUUUUAUGUAGUCCUUAAUUUGGACUGAUAAUAUACAGACCUAGAGUGCUGCGUCGCCAAAGAAAACGACGUCGCCUUGGCGAUGUCACCAAUAGGACAAAUUGCAAAGACUCCUACUCCAAGAGACGUACCCGGUGAUCCAGAACAACGUGAAACAUGGGGAGGAAAAGUCGAUUUUUUAUUAUCGGUUAUUGGAUUCGCUGUCGAUUUAGCAAACGUUUGGAGAUUUCCUUAUUUGUGUUACAAAAAUGGAGGUGGCGCAUUUCUGGUACCGUAUUGCAUUAUGUUAUUAGUUGGUGGUAUUCCCCUAUUUUAUAUGGAAUUAGCUCUCGGUCAACAUAAUAGAAAAGGUGCAAUCACAUGUUGGGGUAGACUUGUUCCACUUUUUAAAGGAAUUGGAUAUGCUGUUGUUUUAAUUGCAUUUUAUGUUGACUUCUAUUACAAUGUCAUUAUUGCUUGGUCCUUACGAUUUUUCUUUGCUUCAUUUACGGAAAACUUACCAUGGACAACGUGUAAGAAUCCUUGGAAUACAGAAAACUGCAGACCGUUUGAAGUUGUUCAACCGGUAACGCCAUCAUACAAUGCCAGCUUGGAUCCUUUUAAUCAAACACUAUUCAACAACGACACAACAGUAGCUCCAAUCGAAAAGUUCCAGUCCGCUGCAUCGGAAUAUUUUAACCGAUAUAUUUUAGAACUUAACGAAAGUAAUGGAAUCCAUGAUCUUGGAGUCAUCAAAUGGGAUAUGGCUGCUUGUCUGCUAGUUGUCUAUUUCAUUUGCUAUUUCUCAUUAUGGAAAGGCAUUAGUACCUCGGGGAAGGUAGUCUGGUUUACGGCUUUAUUUCCCUACGCUGUACUUCUUAUCCUCUUGAUUCGUGGUAUUACUUUGCCAGGAUCAGCAAUGGGAAUACAAUAUUAUUUAAAUCCUAAUUUCGAUGCAAUUUAUAAAGCUGAAGUUUGGGUUGAUGCUGCCACACAAGUGUUCUUUUCAUUAGGACCUGGUUUUGGAGUUUUGUUAGCUUAUGCUUCUUAUAAUAAAUAUCACAAUAAUGUUUAUAAAGAUGCACUUUUGACAAGUUUUAUCAAUUCAGCAACAAGUUUUAUUGCGGGUUUUGUGAUAUUUUCCGUUCUUGGUUAUAUGGCCCAUUCAUCGGGACAAAAUAUUGAAGAUGUGGCAACUGAAGGUCCUGGAUUGGUUUUUGUUGUUUAUCCAGCUGCUAUAGCCACAAUGCCGGGGAGUACAUUUUGGGCGUUGAUAUUUUUUAUGAUGUUGCUCACGUUGGGAUUGGAUAGUUCGUUCGGUGGAUCAGAAGCAAUUAUCACAGCUCUAAGCGAUGAGUUUCCAAAAAUCGGAAGAAAUCGUGAAAUCUUUGUAGCUGGCUUGUUUUCUCUUUAUUUUGUUGUCGGAUUAGCAAGCUGUACUCAAGGAGGCUUCUAUUUUUUUCAACUUCUUGAUCGAUAUGCAGCUGGUUACUCCAUAUUAAUAGCAGUAUUUUUUGAAGCCAUUGCAGUUUCAUGGAUUUAUGGAACGAAUCGUUUUUGUGAAGACAUUCGUGAUAUGAUCGGAUUCGCUCCAGGAACUUAUUGGCGAGUUUGUUGGAGAUUUGUGGCUCCUUUAUUUCUUCUUUUCAUCACAGUUUAUGGUCUAAUUGGCUAUGAACCUUUAAGUUAUGAAAAUUACACUUAUCCUGGAUGGGCAAAUGCCUUAGGAUGGUGUAUAGCUGGAUCAUCGGUGAUAAUGAUUCCUGCUGUGGCUUUGUUUAAACUUAUCACUACACCAGGAACUAUUACACAGCGUUUUCGAAUUCUCACUACUCCAUGGCGGGACCAUCAAAUUGCCAUCAAUGGUGUCACCGUAGAAAGAACGCAAGUUCGUCUAACAGCCUCUAAAGACGGUGUAGAAGUUUGAGAUCGACCAUUUGCUCGAUUUCAAGUAUACUAUGUAUAAAAAAAAUCAUAUUUUAAAAUUAAAAACAAUCAAGUUAUUAAAAAAAAUUAAUAAACAUAAAUAAAAAAAUAUAUAUAUUUAGGUUCGCAAUUAGGUUUCGUUAAACAAGGACAAAUACUUGUUAUCCAAAAAUAUAUGUGUUAUAGAAAAAAAAAGAAAAGUUUGUAGUUCAAAAUUAUACCAAAAUAUGUAAUUAAAUAAAUAAAUCGUAAAAAAUGAUAAACUAAAAAAAAAAUACACUUAUACACUAGAUGCAAUAUAUAAUUAAAUAAAAGUUUUACAAUUACCACAAAAAAAAAAACAUAGAAAAUUAAAUUAAGGUUAUAAAUUAUUAUGAUCAUUAUUAUAAAAAUAUUAAAAUUAUACAUUUAUAAUGAAAAAAAAAUGCUGUGUAGAUAAUAUAGAAAAGAACCAAUCGUAUUAAAUUAGUCAUAAAAAUGCUUCAAAAAUCUUACAAAAAAUAAAGGAUAUGCUCAAAAAAACAAAAAAAAAAAAAAAUAAUACUCGUACCUACCAAUACCUUUC